Molecule: messenger RNA, 1058 nt
Organism: Exophiala xenobiotica
Lineage: Eukaryota; Fungi; Ascomycota; Eurotiomycetes; Chaetothyriales; Herpotrichiellaceae
Exons: 2
Coding region: 124-690 (188 amino acids)
Source: RefSeq, a predicted model, not a curated record
GACAGACAGCUCGUAAAUUGAAGUCUGGACUUGAUUCUCGGGUGCAGGGUCGACUGCUGUCCGCACGCAUCAACGACGUAGACCGACCUCUCUCAAACCGCCAUCUGACGUGGCAUACUAAUUAUGGCACUUAUCUUGACGAGUGUGCCGCUUGCCGGCGUCCUUGGUAUAGCGUUCUCCUCGAUGUUCGUCGGCGGAAAUUGGGUCGUCACUUACGCGAAUGUGCCUGUCUUGAUGCUGCCAUCAUCGACGUCCUCCGCAGAUAAGGCGCAAAAACCAGAAGCGAGCCCAUCGCAUCUUGCUCGCCAAUGGCAAAUGACCUACGACAUAGGCAGCAAAGCAGGUCCAUUCUUGGCGGUCUCUUCCUGCGUUUCUUACUUGUACGCGGCAAGAGAGCUCCCAUCUGCGGCGGUCACCCAGAAACGACUAUUUGUCGCUGCAGCAGUGUUAAGCAUGGCAAUUGUGCCCUUUACCUUCACGGUCAUGAAAAGGACCAAUGGUGAAUUACAUCGCCGGGCACUGGCGGCAACGCAAGGCAAAGAGGAGGAAGCCAAAGCAGAUGCUGAGAAAGACGGGGUCGAAAGCUAUCAGACCAAUGAACUUCUCCGCUGGUGGUCGACUCUGAAUAUCUUGAGAGCCUCGAUUCAUGUUGGAGCGAUUAGCUGUGGCAUUGCGGCAAUGUUGCUUUAACUGCAUUGCCACUUUGCGGUUAUUGUGGCCUCCAUUGAGUCUUUGCUGCUCAUCGCGGCCCUUGUGGGGGACAAACCACAAGCGCAGGAAGAAUUGCUUUGUUUUGACCAGAAGCACUCCUUUGCUACUGGUUUCAGGUAGAAAUUUGCAGUGAACUGGCUCGUCCCGAUGGUGUCGAGAAUGUUGGCUUGGUGGGCAGACGGCUCUUUCAUCCUCAGAUGCAGUCUGGCCAUUUGUUGUCUGAAUCUAGCGACAGGCGCAGUCCAGACUGUGACACAUCCUGCAUGGUGGUGACUCUGCGAGCAGAGAGUUGGGUGCUGGUGACAUCAGAUACGCCACUCAAAAAUUGAAGAAUAUCUCCCUCGCUG